AUGUUCGCCAUCGGCAAUGCGGCAGAGAACUACCGGCGCAGCUUCUCAAGUAGCGCAACCAGCAUAGAUGCGAGCAUCAUCGCCAAACUCGAACGAGAAUAUGCGUAUGUGAGAGACCCUCUUCUGCACGUGGACGACGACAUCGAAUUUCACGACUUUAUACGUGCCAAAGCUCUGGGGAUCGAUUCCAACGAACGCAGCCCGCUUUCGACUACGGAUCCCAUAGUGCAGCCAAAGUCGAGUUUCUGGAAAUUUUUCCGUCGCGGGAAAAAGUGUGUCGAAAAGGCAUCAUGA
Molecule: messenger RNA, 294 nt
Organism: Neoarthrinium moseri
Lineage: Eukaryota; Fungi; Ascomycota; Sordariomycetes; Amphisphaeriales; Apiosporaceae
Exons: 1
Coding region: 1-294 (97 amino acids)
Source: RefSeq, a predicted model, not a curated record